This is a messenger RNA of Ipomoea nil (Japanese morning glory), 1581 nucleotides long. Its product is annotated as putative serine/threonine-protein kinase. The transcript is spliced from 6 exons. Gene Ontology annotation, molecular function: protein kinase activity; ATP binding. NCBI's taxonomy places the organism in Eukaryota, Viridiplantae, Streptophyta, Magnoliopsida, Solanales, Convolvulaceae. Gene Ontology annotation, biological process: protein phosphorylation. The coding region runs from base 221 to 1333 and encodes 370 amino acids. The record is from RefSeq and is a predicted model, not a curated record.
GCGUUAGCAUUGCUAUAAAACGGGUUUUACCCAUAGCGCAGAUAACUCAAUAUUGCUGUAUCUGUAUCUGAAUAAGUAUCCACGUUUCUAUUACUCCUAUGUCUAAUUUACUGAACUUUUAGAUUGAAUUUGCGCUAGCUUUAUAACAGAGCAGAGCAGAGUUUCUUUGAUGUUUUAUUCAACUUUGUUGGAGUAAGUGUCGUGUUUGUUUCAUGGAGCAAUGGGUUUCAGCUGCUUUGGUGCUUUUGGAUCUUGUAAAGAUCGUAGAGGGAUGAGGAAACAAGAGCUUGAAACCAACAACGCAAGACUGUUCUCCUAUAACGCCAUUAGAUUAGCAACAAAACAUUUCCAUCCAUCAAACAGAAUAGGAGUUGGUGGUUUUGGAGUUGUCUACAGGGGGGCUUUAAAGGAUGGAACUUGUGUUGCUAUCAAAUGUCUUUCUGCUGAAUCUAAGCAAGGGACUAAUGAAUUCUUGACUGAAAUUAAUACGAUUUCAAACACCUUGCACCCCAAUCUUGUUAAGCUGAUCGGUUGUUGUGUUGAAGGGAGAAAUAGAAUUUUGGUAUAUGAAUACUUGGAGAACAACAGCCUUGCCAAUGCUUUACUUGGUACCAGCAGCAAACACAUUUACAUGGAUUGGCCUAAGAGGGCUGCUAUAUGUUUGGGAAUAGCUUCUGGCCUAGCAUUUCUUCAUGAAGAAGCUGAGCACCAUAUUGUGCACCGAGAUAUAAAGGCUAGUAAUAUUCUUCUGGACCGAAAUCUUAAUCCCAAAAUUGGAGAUUUCGGUCUGGCAAAGCUAUUCCCUGACAAUGUAACACAUGUCAGUACCCGAGUGGCAGGAACAAUAGGAUACCUUGCUCCUGAAUAUGCAUUGUUAGGACAACUUACAAAAAAGGCUGAUGUAUAUAGUUUCGGGGUGCUUGUGCUGGAAAUAAUAAGCGGAAGAAGUAGUAGCUAUGAUGCCUUUGGUGAAGAUCUAUUGAUUCUGGUGGAAUGGACAUGGAAGCUGAGAGAAGAAGGUAGGCUUGUGGAAAUCAUAGACCCGGAGUUGAGAGAAUAUCCAGAGGCGGAAGUAACACGCUUUAUCAAAGUUGGCCUCUUUUGUACCCAAGCAGCUUCUCAGAAAAGACCAGACAUGAAACAAGUGAUUCAAAUGCUGUCUAAAGACGUUAAACUAAACGAGGAUGUCUUGACAGGGCCAGGAGUGUAUAGAUCACCGCAUAGCUCUAAAAAAUUGGUUUCUGACAACACGCAUACUUCAUCAUCUUCUCAUACACAGACAACCAAGCAUAAUUCUCCUUUAACCACUUCAACCCAGUUUGAUAGCUUAUAAAAUCUUCGAUUUUAUAUGAAUUUACUCUGUCAAUUGUUCCCAAAUUGUAAACAUGGCAGCCCCUCAAGUGUACUAUCUUUUGACCUGUACGUAGUAGGGAGUUUCACAAUGAAAACUGACAACAAUAUCUUAAGAUUGGGUAACCUAGGAAGACAAAUGGAGCAGAACGAUACUCUAUUUCGUCAUGAUUAUAUACUUGGGGGUGCCAAAGAUCGAGCUAAUUUGUGUAGACUGUAUUUUGUGAUGAU